Gymnodraco acuticeps is the source of this 1448-nucleotide messenger RNA. Its product is annotated as attractin-like protein 1. The annotation marks the transcript as partial. Lineage: Eukaryota; Metazoa; Chordata; Actinopteri; Perciformes; Bathydraconidae. The transcript is spliced from 8 exons. Gene Ontology annotation, cellular component: Golgi apparatus. The record is from RefSeq and is a predicted model, not a curated record.
CUCCAUGUACAUCUUCGGAGGUUUUUCCGGCGUCCUUUUGAACGACGUGCUGGCGUUCACCCCCCCCUCCUGCCUGGCCUUUUCUACCCCAGCUUCGUGUGCCUCUGCUGGGCCGGGUCUUCGCUGUGAAUGGGUCAAAGAAAGCACAUGUGUCAUCUGGGAACCAAAAUCACCUGAAAUCGAUUUCCCCGCUCCUUUCUGCCCUGAAAAACCCGAGAGUACAGACGAGCAGUGUUUCCGGUUCUCGGACUGUGCGAGCUGCACCGCUAACACACGAAACUGCCAGUGGUGUGAAGACAGGAAGUGCCUCUCUGCAGCCAGCAACUGCACCGUGUCGGUGAAGGACUCGUCCAGCUGUAAGCGGCGGGAGGAGCAGGAAUGUUUCAGACUGUUGAACUGCAGGAGCUGCUCUCUGAACACUAACUGUCAGUGGGAGCAGCAGCAGCAGGAGUGUCAAGCUCUGCCUGGCCAGCUGUGUGGGGAGGGCUGGCAUCAUGUCGGGGAAGUCUGUCUGAGGAUCAACUCCAGCAGCGAGAGCUACGAUAACGCCCAGCACUACUGCAAAAACCUGGGAGGAAACAUCGCCUCUCUGCUCACGGACAAACAAGUCCAUUUUGUUCUGGAUGAGCUGCAAAAAUACCAGCUGCAAGACAAGACCUUAUCUCCCUGGGUGGGCUUGAGGAAGAUCAAUGUGUCGUACUGGGGCUGGGAGGACUCCUCUCCCUUCACUAACACCAGCCUGCGAUGGUUACCUGGAGAACCCAGCGACUCUGGUUUCUGUGCGUACCUGGAGAGGGAGGCGGGGCCUGGCCUGAGAGCCAAUCCCUGCACUGCUGCCACUGACGGACUGAUCUGUGAGAAACCUGCAGGGUCUCCUCAGACUCAGACCUCUCGCACCUGCAGGACGUCCUGCUUUCUGCGCUCCAGCUGCAGUAACUGCACCAGCCAGGCCAUGGAGUGCAUGUGGUGCAGCAGCACGCAGCGCUGCGUCGACUCCACCGCCUACACCGUCUCCUUCCCCUACGGACAGUGUCUGGAGUGGAAGACCCAGGACUGUGCAGCCCAGAACUGCUCGGGUGUCCGGACGUGUGCAGAGUGUCUGGAGAGGACAGAGUGUGGGUGGUGUGGAGACCCCAGUAACACGGGGAGGGGGGUCUGCAUGGAGGGGUCGUACAGGGGUCCUCUGAAGCCUGCCGUGCCCAGAGCAGGGCCUCGAGACCGGGAGAGGCUCAGAGACAGAGACAUGGUCCUGGAUCAGAGCCUGUGUUCCUCUGACAGAGGGUUCAACUGGGCCUUCAUUCAGUGUCCUGCGUGUCAGUGUAACGGCCACAGCAGGUGUGUGAACGGCAGUGUGUGUGAGCGCUGUGGGAACCUGACGGCCGGCCUUCACUGCCAGAGCUGCAUGCCGGGGUACUACGGAGACCCCACCAACGGGGGGAGGUGCAACG